This is a messenger RNA of Cetraspora pellucida, 1096 nucleotides long. The record is from the annotation of a GenBank genome assembly. Lineage: Eukaryota; Fungi; Glomeromycota; Glomeromycetes; Diversisporales; Gigasporaceae.
AUGUAUACCCCCAAUAUACCAACAAAUUAUCUUCAAAGCCUUCGAGAAUGUGUACAGCGAUUACAAGAUAGUUCUGUGAAGGUUUAUGAGCUUGUAACAGAGGCAGAAAUACGUGAAGCUCAGAGCUCUUUAGCAGUUCAACUUGAGCCGCGGGUCAAUAACCUCUUAUUGAAAGCUGAAGAUAUGUUAAAAGAAUUAGAAAAACGCGAGAAUAUGCUCCAGGAGGAGGCAGAUCGGCGUGAACAUGAAUUGGAUGCGGAACUGAAAAAGGCACAGUUAGAUUCUCUGCAAUAUUCGACUAGAAAAAAUGUGCAUGCUAAAUCUUCUGCAAGGCAAUCGGGGCAAACGCGUCAACAAAAUCAAGAACAAGCAAAAAGGUUGAAAGAAGUAAAGAAAAAGGUGGAAAGGAUGGCGAAAGUUGUGGCUCAGUUAGAAGAAGAAUAUAAUCAGAAGGAAAUGGAACUUCAACUCCAAAAGCAAAGGGUUGCAACUGAAAAAAGACCAUCCGCUAUUAAGGCGCCAAAAAAAUCUAUGAGAAAAAAGUCUUUAAGUUCCAGUGCGCUGGCGGCAGUAGAGGAACAAAUUAGGGAUAUAGACAUCCUGAUUGGAGAAAAACGCGAAAUUUUGGAUGAACAACAAAGUUUAUCAUUAGAAGUUUUGCAGGCUGCGGAAACACCGCUAGAUGAGGAUUUGAAAUGGAAUCAAUAUCAGACCCAAAGUGAAUUUUUUAAGCACAUUUUACAACAAAUUGCAUCGAAUUUCAAUUGGCCAAGUGACGCCGUUUUGGACUUUGAAAUGGCAUGCAAUUCUUAUUCAGAUUCAUUAGAUAAUGUUCAUUUCGAGGCCACUUCAAGUCUGCAGAAAAAUAUGCAUAAAGGAGUAGAAAAUAUGAAAAUAUUGGCAAAAUUAUUCUAUCCUACUGAUAACAUUGGUGUUACAGUCGCAGUACUUGUGGAAAACUUACUUCAAGCUGAACAAAAUGAAAAAUAUAUAAAAGAAUUAAGAAAGGAAUUUCCGCCAGAGCAAGAGCGACUUCAUCGGCUUCAAACAGCUAUUACUUUAUUGAAUCGACUUGAAAUAGCUGAAAUUAGAGAUG